Molecule: messenger RNA, 948 nt
Organism: Symbiodinium sp. CCMP2592
Lineage: Eukaryota; Dinophyceae; Suessiales; Symbiodiniaceae
Source: the annotation of a GenBank genome assembly
AUGGCAGGGAAGGAGAGACGUGGAGCAGCUGCCGACGUCGCAGCUGCAGCAGCCAAAGUGCCGCCGCCACCACUCCCACUGCCGCCAAACCUUACGGUGGCACAGCUGCCUAAGCUGCUCCGCCCAACAGGCAGAUUCCAAGCAGCCAGAGGUCCGGAUACUGGGGUGCAAGCGAGCGAGGCACUUCAAGGAGCAUCUGACGAGACGAACGCGGAGGUGACGCAGCCGGUGACGGGACGUGAUGGAAAUGGUGCUGCAGGGAGCUCGCCUUCCCCAGAGGAUGCAGGUCCCACUUCGGCAUGUGGACCCGAGCAUUCGCCAGAAGCAUCUGGGAGUUCCCCCUCCACUUUGAACCGGGAGGAAGCGAAUUUCGAGCCUGACCCGCUGCAUUCCGAAGCUAUUCCAGUCGACUGCGGCGACGGUGCAGCUCUUGCACCACAGGCCGAGGCAGAGAUCCACCCUGAUGAUCAAGCUGGGCUGGGCACGACAGAUGUCGACCCCCCGCAAGAGGUGACGCCUGACCUCCGGCUUGCUGAAGCAGUUUCGCACAUUCUCAGCGAUGUAGGUGCACUCUCGACGGAGUGUAGCAGGAUGUUCAAAGACAGCUGUUCGCCAGGAGAGGCAGAGCUUCUGGAUGCCGAGCAGCUGCACAAGCUUACGCAGAUGCUCAUCGACCGGUUUGGGUGCACUUCCCCUGCCACUCUGGAUCGAAUUGGUCACGUCUACGUUGCGGCAACCUCUGGCAGACUGGAGCAAGGCUUGGCUGAGCUGGAGUUCCGGGGGUACGUCGCGGCUGUGUUGACCCAAAUACUCCAAGAUCUGGAGCGAAGAUCAUCCACGGAGGAGGAAGCAUCGGAUGGUGUUGGCGGUGAUGCAGAGCCAGACAGCGGAGGCAUGAUGGAAUCGCUGCAAGGCUGGCUGGAGCAGCUGACAUCGUCAUUUGCGUAG